This is a messenger RNA of Archocentrus centrarchus (flier cichlid), 3463 nucleotides long. It is a transcript of the gene rapsn, whose product is annotated as receptor-associated protein of the synapse, 43kD. Gene Ontology annotation, cellular component: plasma membrane; neuromuscular junction. Gene Ontology annotation, molecular function: acetylcholine receptor binding; protein-membrane adaptor activity. Lineage: Eukaryota; Metazoa; Chordata; Actinopteri; Cichliformes; Cichlidae. The transcript is spliced from 8 exons. The record is from RefSeq and is a predicted model, not a curated record. Bases 387 to 1658 code for a protein of 423 amino acids. Gene Ontology annotation, biological process: synaptic transmission, cholinergic; positive regulation of neuromuscular synaptic transmission.
GAUAUUCUGGGAUAUCACUGCUAUCACACUGCUUGGGAAACAUUUUUCUUUGACGUGUUUCAAAAGGAAAUCUGAGAGAGAAUUUUGCAAACACUUAAUGGUGAAGGGGAAACAUUGCUCGGGUAAAUGGGGAUGAUAUUUCCUUGGUGCUCCAGCUCUCCGUAAAGCGCUUGAUAAUAAUGGUCUUGGUGUGUCGCCGUUUUACUUUGGUGGAUCCAGUUUCCUUUCCAUCUCAGCACAGCCGGAGCUGAUAGAGCGGGAUCUGGUAGGCCUUCUGGCACAAACCUCUCAGAGGAUCAUCUUCAAGGGAUCUUCUUUGGAGUUGUACUGUUCAUGGCACGGAUCUACUUUCUUGCUGCCUCACUGAAAUUGCAUGGCCUAAACGAAUGAAUAUUUUUAUGAGGCGCCUUGCACCAGAGAUGGGCCAGGACCAAACCAAGCAGCAGAUAGAAAAAGGUCUAAGGUUGUAUCAGUCCAAUCAGACAGACAAAGCUCUGCAUGUGUGGACAAAAGUGUUGGAAAAGACCUCGGAUCCCGGAGGAAAGUUUCGGGUGCUGGGGUGCCUGAUCACAGCUCACUCAGAAAUGGGAAAAUACAAAGAUAUGCUCAAGUACGCCCUUGAACAAAUUGACACAGCCAGAGAAAUGGAGGACCCAGACUACCUGACAGAGGGCUACCUGAAUUUGGCACGCAGCAACGAAAAGCUGUGCGACUUCCAGAAAACAGUGUCCUACUGUAAGACCUGCUUAAACAUGCAGGGUACCACUGUCAGCCUGCAACUCAAUGGCCAGGUAUGUCUUAGCAUGGGCAACGCCUUCCUGGGUCUCAGUGUCUUCCAGAAGGCCCUGGAGAGCUACGAGAAGGCCCUGCGCUAUGCACACAACAACGAUGACAAGAUGCUGGAGUGCAGAGUCUGCUGCAGUCUGGGAAACAUCUAUGUCCAGCUUAAGGACUUUGAGAAAGCCCUGUUCUUCCCCUGCAAAGCGGCCGAGCUUGUCAAUGACUACGGCAAAGGUUGGAGCCUCAAGUAUCGAGCCAUGAGCCAGUACCACAUGUCUGUAGCCUACAGGAAACUGGAGCGCCUGCAAGAUGCCAUGGAGUGCUGUGAGGAAUCCAUGAAGAUUGCUCUGCAGCAUGGUGAUCGGCCUCUUCAGGCUCUGUGCUUGCUAAACUUUGCAGACAUUCAUCGCUGCAGACACGAUGUUGAUAAAGCAUUCCCUCGUUAUGAGUCUGCACUGGGUAUUAUGACUGAGAUUGGAAACCGUCUUGGACAAGCACACGUCCAUCUGGGAGUCGCAAAGAGUUUUCUUCUGCAGAAAGAAUUCGAUAAGGCUCUUGAUUCUCUGCAGCGAGCACAGGAAUUGGCAGAUGGAAUGGGAAACAAGCUGUGCACACUGAAGGUUCACUGCCUGAGCGAAGGGAUUUACCGGAGCCAGGGGCAGCUGAACGAGGUCAGAGAGCAGGUGGUGAAGUUCCUCCAGUGUGUCGAGGAGCUAGAGCUCUACUGUGGCAUGUGUGGAGAGUCCAUCGGGGACAGGGACCAAAAGCUGCAGGCCUUACCCUGUUCCCACAUUUUCCAUCUCAAGUGUCUGCAGACAAAUGGGACAAAGGGUUGUCCCAAAUGUUUCAAGUCCUCCAUGAAGCCGGGAUUUGUGUGAUUGUGAGACUGCGUUUGUGCGUCGGAUCUGCAGACACAGCGUGGUGCCUCACAGGCUCCUGACUGAUCUGAGAGAAGCAGGCAGCCUCAGGAUGUGCUGAGGAGUAAUUUCACUGCUCUGUGCAGAGGAUGCUGAAGUGAACCCAGAGGGUCAUAGAGUUUGGCUCAGAAGACACGAUCGAGGCAUCCGUCUUAUUUAGACAUCAGUCUGAAGCUGACAGAGGAAGUAUAACUGACACAGUGUUACAAUUCAUGAUAAGCUGAAGAGCCUACGUCGUCUCAGAUGACCGGCCAUUUGUUGCAGCAUUUAAACAGGAGAUGGACCGUCAAAAGAACAUUUGCAGCUUAGUGCGUUUGUUAUUUUACACGCUGGACUUGUUUAGUAAAAAGUGGGAUGAAACGACGUCUCCCCAGACACGGCUUGUUGUUCAGCUUCACUACUGACUUUUUACAGCGCAACACAUUGUUCUUUACUCAACGGUCGAGCCUUAUUUAUUAUUGUAUCCAUGUACAUACUAUUCUCGUGUUCAUUUGUUUUAAAAGUUUGAUUUAUUUGACGUGUUUUGUAAAUCCUGAAACUAACUAAGAUCUCUUAACCAUUCAAAAACUAGUAUGUCUUUACGAAACAGGUACAUGCAGCUGUUUUCUUUUGUCCUUAUUCACAGAGAUCAAGGAGCCAGCCAGAUACCUUUUCCUUUCAUUUUUGGGAAUGUUUUACAUUCAUUGAUUCAAAAGUCAUUGAGAGAAAAACCUGCUUGGAAAGGAUCUUUGACCAAUCACACACUUACACACAGUUAUUCGGGGCAAAUGCAUUCAGUAUAUUUUAAUCUAAUGUAUUUGUAAUAUGGCUGAAAUGGUAAAAUCUCUGUGGUUAUAUUAAGAUAAUUUACUUGCAAAGGUAUUGAGUAGAGCAGCUGAGAUAUCAUAUCAGUGAGUGGUUGCAUGUUUUUUUAUUUACGAUGCUGACACAUCAAAAUAUGCAUCCAUGUAACUGCCUAUGUACCUAUUUCUUUACUUUUUUCUUAUUUAGUGGUUUUUCUUAUUCAUAUUCCCUAAAAAUCAUUUCUAAGGAAUGAUAUGGAAAAAGCUGUCAUGGCUUGGUGUUUUUCGUAUACAGUAGUAUUUUUUUUUCUCAAAAACUGAUGCUCCUUUUACUAAAUUUCCUACUUCAUACUUUAGAGCCCUCUCUCUGUACGGUGUUUAAGUAUGUUGACAGAGAAGGGUGAGAGCGACACAUUAACAGAACUUUUACUGCACAAGCACUUAUAUUUCUGACUAUAAGAGCACCACUUGACCUUGCUUCUAAACAGCAUCUGGUUCUUAUUUGAGCGCUCUGCAUUCAAAAUAAUGCUGAUUCACUGUUUACCUAUAGCCAGUCGGUGUAAUGCACAGUUAUUAUCUGCAGUUUAUUCUUGUUGUUUUGUCUGGAGUAUUAAAAACAACUUUAUUGACAGUACAGCCACUCAUCUUUAACAAUUUAAACUACCUCUGUUUUUGCCUUUGAGGAUAAACGCAGUAAUACCGCAACAUUUAAAUACAUGUACAUUUGUUAUGUUUUUUUCUAGACGUCAUGUCGAUAUAACCUUGAUUUAUUUGAUCAUGUGUCAGUUAUCCAGACAUGGAUCGAGCCCGGUUCAUGGACAUCUUUGCUAAAAUUUUCUUUCUGUCUGAGAUGAGGCUUAAUCCAUGUCUGAGACGCUAGCUGUUAGAGUCUGACUACGAUGCAUUGUUAAUAUAUUUAUGCAUUUAGUCAAACCUCAUUAUUGUGUUUAAUAUGGAAACAUUUUAUGGAGGUAAAUAAAACAC